This is a messenger RNA of Tupaia belangeri chinensis (Chinese tree shrew), 1497 nucleotides long. RefSeq names its product 3-hydroxyisobutyryl-CoA hydrolase (gene HIBCH). Gene Ontology annotation, biological process: L-valine catabolic process. Lineage: Eukaryota; Metazoa; Chordata; Mammalia; Scandentia; Tupaiidae. The transcript has 14 exons. Gene Ontology annotation, molecular function: 3-hydroxyisobutyryl-CoA hydrolase activity. Bases 113 to 1276 code for a protein of 387 amino acids. The record is from RefSeq and is a predicted model, not a curated record. Gene Ontology annotation, cellular component: mitochondrion.
GCGGCGCAAGGUGCGCCGGACUGUGUAUCGCUGCAGUGGGCGGGUCUGACGUGAGGCGUGAGGACGUCGGUAUUCUUCUGAGUAGCUGCUGUACCUCUCAGAUUUUUGGGCAAUGGUGGGGCAGCGGGAAGUGUGGAGGUUCAUGUGGAGGUUUAAUUCAUUUAAAAGGACUAAUAUCAUACUACAACACUUGAGAAUGUCCAAGCAUACAGCUACGGCAGGAGAAGUACUACUGGAAAGGAGAGGUUGUGCAGGAGUGAUAACACUGAACAGGCCAAAGUUCCUCAAUGCACUGACUCUUAAUAUGAUUCGGCAGAUUUAUGCACAGCUAAAGAAGUGGGAACAAGAUCCUGAAACUUUCCUGAUCAUUAUAAAGGGAACUGGAGACAGGGCUUUCUGUGCUGGGGGUGAUGUCAGAGCAAUCUCAGAAGCUAAAAAAGAAAAUGAGACAUUUGUUCAAGAUUUCUUCAGAGAAGAGUAUAUACUGAAUAAUGCCAUUGGUUCUUGCCAAAAACCGUAUGUCGCACUUAUUCAUGGAAUUACAAUGGGUGGGGGAGUUGGUCUCUCAGUACAUGGGCACUUCCGAGUGGCUACUGAAAAGACGGUUUUCGCAAUGCCAGAAACAGCAAUAGGACUGUUCCCUGAUGUGGGUGGAGGUUAUUUCUUGCCAAGACUUCAAGGAAAACUUGGCUACUUGCUUGCAUUAACAGGAUUCAGAUUAAAAGGAAGAGAUGUGUGCAGAGCAGGAAUUGCUACACACUUUAUAGAUUCUGAAAAGUUGGGGAUGUUAGAGGAAGAUUUGUUAUCCCUGAAAUCUCCUUCAAAAGAAAAUGUUGCAGAUGUCUUAGAUACUUACCAUGCAGAGUCCAAGAUUGAUCAAGACAAGUCUUUUAUACUUGAGGAACACAUGGAUAAAAUAAACAGUUGCUUUUCAGCUAAUACUGUAGAACAGAUUAUUGAGAACUUACAGCGAGAUGGUUCAUCUUUUGCCCUAGAGCAAUUGAAGGUAAUUAACAAAAUGUCUCCAACAUCCCUAAAGAUCACACUAAGGCAACUUAUGGAGGGAUCGUCAAAGACCUUGCAAGAAGUGCUAACUAUGGAGUAUCAGCUCAGUCAAGCUUGUAUGAGAGGUCAUGACUUCCACGAAGGUGUUAGAGCUGUUUUAAUUGACAAAGACCAGUGUCCAAAGUGGAAACCAGCUGAUCUGAAAGAAGUUACUGAUGAAGAUUUGAAGACUUACUUUAAAUCUCCAGAAAGUGGUGAUUUGAAAUUUUGAGGUGACUGGCCUUGUAAGGUAUAUUUCCGAGUGGAGUUGGCAGUCUAGAGCUCAUGGGCCAAGUUGGCCUGCUGCCUGUUCUGAUACGCUCUGCAUGCUAACAACGGCCUCUGCAUUUUUAAGCUGUUGGGCAAUAAAUCAAAGGCUAAUAUUUCAUGACAUGUGACUACUCCAUGAACUUCAAAUAUCAGUGUUCAUAAAUAAAGUUUUAUUGGAACACA